AAGUUUUAGCCGGUGAUCAAAUCCCUUCGAUGGACAACUUAGUUACUAGACUUCUUCGUGUACCUACAUUGGUCAAAGAUGAAAGUUCAACUGAUGUUUUUGAAACAUCAGCAAUGGUAGCACCACGAGGAAGAGGAGGAGGUCGGAGCAACCGUGGAGGACGUGGUGGUCGAAGUGGGCGUCCUCAAUGCUCAUAUUGUAAUAGAAUGGGCCAUACCCAAGACAAGUGUUAUUCCUUACAUGGUUUUCCCGAUAAAGCUGCUCAUGUGUCCAAGUCUGAUCAUUCAGAAUCUAGAAUUUCUGAUGAAGAGUACCAAGAAUUCUUGAGGUACAAAUCUGAGAAAUCCAACAAUCCUGGCCCAUCCUCUUCAAUGUCAACUGCAUGCAUCUCUCAAUCUGUGGAAGGUCUUAGUCCAUGGAUUCUUGACUCAGGUGCCUCAGAUCAUGUCUCUGGAACAUGGUACGGGUCGUCUGAUUGGAGAAGGACAUGAGUCACGGGGACUUUAUUUCCUAAAACCAAGCUCCUCAGUAUCUUGUUUUGCAACUUCAUCCCCAAAACUUUUGCAUGAUCGUUUAGGUCACCCAAAUUUGUCUAAGUUGAAGAUGAUGGUUCCGAGUCUCCAACACAUUCAAGCCUUAGAUUGUGAAUCGUGUCAGUUAGGAAAGCAUGUUAGAUCUUCCUUCCCUAAAAAGUCUGAGACACGAUGUAAUUUUGCUUUUUCUACUGUUCAUUCUGAUGUUUGGGGACCAAGUCGUGUCACUUCUUUUGGUUUUAACUAUUUUGUAACGUUCAUUGAUGAAUUCUCUCGAUGUACUUGGGUUUAUCUAAUGAAAGAAAGAUCGGAACUUUUAUCCAUAUUUGUGUCCUUCUUUAAUGAAAUUAAGAACCAA
Molecule: messenger RNA, 891 nt
Organism: Vigna unguiculata (cowpea)
Lineage: Eukaryota; Viridiplantae; Streptophyta; Magnoliopsida; Fabales; Fabaceae
Molecular function (GO): zinc ion binding; nucleic acid binding
Source: RefSeq, a predicted model, not a curated record